Symbiodinium natans is the source of this 1440-nucleotide messenger RNA. The record is from the annotation of a GenBank genome assembly. NCBI's taxonomy places the organism in Eukaryota, Dinophyceae, Suessiales, Symbiodiniaceae.
AUGGCUACUUGGCAGGUGGAGGCUUUCCAUGCACAGCAGCAGGAGGCCUACGAAGUCCGCCGGGCAGCACUUGCCUCCACUAUGCUUACUAGAUGGCGGGCCAUCGAUUUCUUGGAAAAGGUCCUCGCUCGUGGCACCAACUGCGAGGUGCUGCUCCUGACAGGCUACAUCUCGGCACAGCGGUUGCUUGGGGAGGAUGUCCUGGCCUCGAAGGUCGCCGAGCUGGCACUCUGCGCGGCCUUGCGGCCCAAGCAGCUGCCCGUGAAGUGGUCAGGUGACGUGGCAGCCGCCGCCCAGGAAAUCUCACAGAUGGCGGCGGCCAUUGCCAAAGGCCCCAAGCUGAAGGUUGAAAUGGAGGAGCCGAAGGAGCGAGUCGAGGAGUCGAGUGGGCCCGAGCGCAUCGCUUCCACGCCAUACUGUGCUGACGACGAAGAACCCAGGAGGAUCUUUUUGGUGGAUGCGGUGAAGCGUGACCUGCCGCGGCCAAUCUCGCUGUACCAGGCCCUGGAGCCAAAACCGGUCGAAGCAAGCCCCAAGGUGCUGAUCCGACGACUGGGAGGGGCUACAGUUCAAAGCUCCAGUGACAAGGAGAUACGGCAGUCGGGCUUGGGCGAGUUGCGUGCAGUGCUGGGCUUGGAGGGCGAUGACUUGGGCUGCUUCCGGUCUCCUUGCGGAAUGGCCGUGGACAGUACGCGCCUCUUCGUGGCCGACACGCUGAACCACCGGAUUCAAGUGUUCAACAAGUUCAGCCUGGAGGCAUUGGGCGCACUGCGGCUGCCCGCGGGCGCAGCAGUGUCGAGCCUCAGUGACCCUAGCGGCAUGUGCUGCCUUGAGGCCCAUGGUGUCACCACACUGGUCGUUGUGGAGUACACGUUGGACCGGCUACUCAAGAUCGAGCUGGGCCCGGAGCUGGGUUUGCCUUCCGCACGCUCGGUGAAUGAGCUGGCGCCGGGCACCUUCUACGGACCCUUUGGGGCGGGCAUCUCGCAGGGCCGGAUCAUUGUCGCAGACAGCUGCAACCAUCGCUGCCUGGUGCUCACACUUGGCGGGCAGGUGCUUUUCGAGUUCGGCGGCCGCGGCCAGGGCCCUGGACAGUUCGAGUACCCCGAGUGCGUGGCCACCUUCCGGGAUGGCUUCGUGGCGGUCAGUGACAAGGACAACCACCGUGUACAAGUCUUCAGCGAUGGGGGCGCCUUCCAGCACUUCAUCCCAAACAACUGGGUAGCCUUGCCAGGCCCUGUGCAAACAGUGCAAGCAGGAGCCCUAUCGGGGCCCAUGGGCAUGUGCGUCGAUGCCCAAGAUCGCCUCUUCGUCUGUGACUGUGGCAGCGACCGGGUCCAGAUCUUCAGCCGUAGCGGCGAGUUUCUGCAGCCCAGCCUAGAAAUGACAAUCCUUGCCUACCUUGCCUCUAGUGCGGGGGCGGUGCCGAAGCGACGUUAA